This is a messenger RNA of Penicillium oxalicum, 3216 nucleotides long. RefSeq lists its product as uncharacterized. The record is from RefSeq and is a predicted model, not a curated record. The coding region runs from base 1 to 3216 and encodes 1071 amino acids. Lineage: Eukaryota; Fungi; Ascomycota; Eurotiomycetes; Eurotiales; Aspergillaceae. The transcript has a single exon.
AUGCGGUUCAUUCCAGUUUUCGCAACCGCGUUGCUGGCCGUGUCCAAUGUCGCGGGAGCUUCACCUCAAGCUGGAUCAGCCAGCCCUGCUCCUGCUGCUCCUGCGACAGAUACUGCUGUCGCGCCGACUGUAGACACUCCGGCAAGUCAGGCUCCCAGUCCCAAUGCCAACUUUGUCAGCGAACCCGCAGCUACUACUCAGCCUGCGGCGGCUCAACCUGCCGAGACUCAGCCUGCAGAGACUCAACCACCACCGCCAGCCGAUACCCAGCCGCCUAGCAACAACGCUGGUUCUGGUGACGCUGUCAGCAACGCGCCUCCAGCGAACACCGCCAACAGUCCCUCGGUGGAGAGCACAUCCUCACCCGACCCUGUGGCCAGUAUCGUGAAUCCCAGUGCCGGUAACACGGCCCCUGCGGUCACUGUGACCACUGCCGCUCCGAGUGCAUCCCCGGCCGAGACUGGUGCGGCACGCGGAUCUUCCAGUGACUCGGGCAGCUCAUCUAGCUCUAGCUCUAGCUCCUCUUCGGCCGCCAAUGACGACCUCACGAACAAGCUUAACGGUCUCCUCUCGGGCCUCACUGGAGGCGGAAGCUCCGGGGGACUCGGUGGUAUCUUCUCAGAUCUUGACCAGCUUCUCAAGGGCUUGGCGGGACUUCUCGACCCGUCCCUACUUUCGAAUAUCGAGAACACAUUCAAAUAUCUUUCUACCUCGUUAGCCCCUCCCGUGGACAACAAUAUUCGUGUUCUUCUGUCCAACGACAACACUCAGGCUAUUGGAGAUCUGAUCGCCAAUGCCAACAUGUUGCUCAACAAGAAGAACACCCAGACUUUGAGCAACAUCUUGUCCAAGGCAGACGCCCUUCUCAGUGAGAACAACCUAAACAACUUGGAGAAGCUGCUCAACAACAUCGACAAGGUCAACGAUCUGGUCGAAAAUGCCGAUGCCCUGCUUUCCAAGAACAAUGUCAACGCCAUCGAGAACCUCGUGAGCAACGGCAACUCCCUGCUCACGAAGGACUUUGUGGCGAAGACCAACAGUCUCAUCAAUGCCGCUUCCGAUCUUCUCACGCAACAAGUUUCCAACGCGCUCAAGGAAUUGCUGAAUGCUCUUGUGCCUCUGCUUCCGCAGGUCAAGAAGCUCUUGACCGACUCGACUCUUGGUGCUAUUCAGAACCUGUUGACCAACGGCAACGCUCUGCUGAGCCCGGAAUUUAUCAAGAAGACCAACAGUCUCAUCGACGCGGCUUCGAACUUGCUCACUCCAGACGUUUCCAACGCUCUCAAGCAGCUGCUCAACUCCAUCUUGCCCUUGCUCCCCGAGCUCAAGGGUUUCCUCACCAAGGGCACCUUCGAUCAAAUCACCAACCUGCUAUCCAACGGCAACGCUCUCCUCACCCGGCCUUUCGUCGACCAAACCCACGCACUCAUCGACUCCGCCUCUGGUCUGCUUACCAAGGCUAAUGUCAACGCUCUGGAGACUUUGCUCAAUUCGCUGGUGCCCUUGUUGCCUGAACUCAAGUCGUUCCUCACCAAGCAGACCUUUGAUGAGAUUAACAACCUGCUGGCGAACGGCAACUCUCUUCUUACCCAAGAGUUUGUACAUGAAACCCAGGAUCUGGUGAAGGGAGCCUCUGCCUUGUUGACGCCCGAUGUCGCCAACGCUCUGAAGACCUUGCUGAACUCGGUUCUGCCCCUGCUGCCCGAGUUGAAGGCCUUCCUUACCAAGCAGACUUUCGAUGAAAUCAACAACCUUCUCGUCAAUGGCAACUCUCUUCUCACCAAGGAAUUCGUCCACGAGACCCAGGAUCUGAUCAAGGGGGCCUCUGCCUUGUUGACGCCCGACGUCGCCAAUGCUCUGAAGAGCUUGCUGAACUCGGUUCUGCCCCUGUUGCCCGAGCUGAAGGACUUCCUGACCAAGGAAACCUUUGACGAGCUGACCAACUUGUUGGUCAAUGGCAACGCUCUACUCACCAGGGACUUUGUCACUGAGACUCAGGGCCUGGUCAAGGGAGCAUCAGCCUUGCUUACUCCCGAUGUUGCCAACGCUCUCAAGACCCUGUUGAGCUCCGUCCAGCCACUCCUACCGGAGCUGAAGAAGUUCCUGACGCCACAGACCUUCUCCGAGCUGAGUAGCCUGCUCUACAGCGGUAGCGAGUUGUUGACGCCCGAAUUCACCAACGCGACUCGGGAUCUUGUGACCAAUGCCGACCAGCUUCUGACUCCCGAGCUAACGCAUUCGCUCAAGGGUAUUCUUGACGAGAUCACUCCGAUCUUGCCGGCAGUCAAGGGCCUGCUCAGCAAGUCCACCAUCGACGAGCUCGUUGCACUCCUGAAGAACGCCAAUGACCUUCUGACACCAAGCUCGGUCAAGGAGAUCAACUCUCUCCUGACCAAUGCCAAUGACCUUCUUACCCCUGGUAGCAUCAAGGAGAUCAACUCGCUCUUGACCAACGCGAACGACCUUUUGACUCCUGCGUUUGUCAAUGAGACCGAGUCGCUGAUCACUGGGGCAAACGAUCUGUUGACACCGUACGUUGUGGGCGGCCUGUCUGACCUGCUGAAUGGCCUGGUCCCCGUUGUACCAGACAUCAAGAAGGACUUCUUGAACCACACCACGCUGCAAAACCUCACGUACCUCCUUGGUAAUGGAACCACGCUACUGACGCCCAAGUUUGUGAGCGAAACCAGUGGAUUGGUUGAUGGAGCUAGCAAGCUGCUCACUCCCACUGUGGUGCGGUAUCUCGAAGAGCUGCUCAUCGAGAUCUACGCCAGCUGGCCCGAGAUCAAGAAACUAGUUUCUCCCGACUCUAUCAAGGGCAUUGCCGGUCUUUUGACCAACGCGGAGGAUCUCCUGACUCCGGAAACCGUCAAGGACCUGAAGAGCCUGCUCACCGAGGUUGACGGCAGUAUGCCCGAGAUCAAGAAACUGAUCUCCCCAGACUCCAUCAAGAUGAUUUCCGACCUUCUCACCAACGCGGACGACCUCUUGACGCCCGAAACCGUCAAGGACCUGAAGGGUCUUCUCACCGAAGUCGACGGAAGCAUGCCAGAGAUCAAGAGCCUGAUUUCACCCGACUCGAUCAAGCGGAUCUCUGGCUUGUUGACCAACGCCGAGGAUCUUCUGACACCCAAGUUCGUCAAUAACACCGCGGAGAUUAUCACCGAUGUGGCUGGUCUACUUCCUGUUCUUGAAGCUUUGUUGAACAGCCUAUAA